This is a messenger RNA of Volvox carteri f. nagariensis, 1497 nucleotides long. RefSeq lists its product as uncharacterized. Bases 1 to 1497 code for a protein of 498 amino acids. Gene Ontology annotation, molecular function: single-stranded DNA binding; ubiquitin protein ligase activity. The transcript has 6 exons. The record is from RefSeq and is a predicted model, not a curated record. Gene Ontology annotation, biological process: DNA damage tolerance; protein monoubiquitination. Lineage: Eukaryota; Viridiplantae; Chlorophyta; Chlorophyceae; Chlamydomonadales; Volvocaceae.
AUGGCCAGCAAGCUGAAGCAGCAUGCCGUUGACGUCCUUACUGAUGCGAGCAACCUUGGCAUCGGCUAUGUCUCGUGGCUACUCAACCCCGUUCAGGGCAGAACGAUUAAGUCCUGCAGGAACGUGCACCAGUUGCUUAAGUCACGUCCAGACCUGCACCGGCGGCUUACCCAGGUCUUAGAUGACUUGGAGGUUGCUGUGCGUGCACUGCAGCAGCCUGGUGCGCGUGACGAGCUGGUGACGCUGGCAGUAGCUCACGAUACAGGGGGUGAUCAGACGGCAGCAGCAGCAGUGGGUACCAAUUUUCAUGAUAGCCCAUUGACAGCUGCUGUGGAGGGCGGGCUCAACCUGUUGGCAGCAGCAGCAGGUGCCAAUGCCCCCGAUAGAGGGGGUGGUCAGGCAGUAGCAGCAACCGCAGCAGCAAAGGUGCCCAGCCCGUGGGGGGCCAGCCCACUGACAGCUGCUGUGGAGGGCGGGUUUAACCUGGUGGCAGCAGCAGCAGGUGCCAAUGCCCCCGAUAGAAGGGGUGGUCAGGCGGCGAGGAGGAGGGAGGGGGUAAAUCUGGUGGCCAUUGAAUGCAUGCUGCAGAGCAGCUUCUACAGCAUCCUGCUGGCCAUGCAUCUCGCCCUGCUGCUGCCCAUUUCCCCCUCCACCCGCAUCUUGCUGCAGAACGGCAAUGUGCCCACGGAUAACUUCCCUCUGAGCACGCAGAAGGCUUAUCCUGCACGUGUAGUAAAUGACCAUGUCAUGGAGCUCACGCUCCACAAUGAUGCACUCCUCAUUGCAACGGAGCCAGCGCUGCACAAGGUCAUCUGCCACACUGACCUCCCACGACAUCACCUCAUCACCCUCCCACAGCAGGUGCACAUGGGCUGGUGCCUGAGGUAUGCCUGCCCCGCCAGCCUUUCUGUCAGCCUGCCCAGCAGGUUCGACAACCGGGACAGCUGCCUCACCCUCAAGGGAAGCAAUCACUGCAUCAACUGCUGGCACACUGUACGUGACCCAAGGCACAACGGUGAUGUACCCCAGCCAGCGCCAGCACCGAUAGCAGGCUGGCCUUGGCGGCCGAGCAGCCCCUGCUCAGCUUGUUGCACUCUUUCUUGGUUAGUGCAACGGGAGAGUGAGAGUCUAGCCGCGCAGCAGGGCACUCUGGACACCUUCUUGGUGAAGGAGCUGGAGAGUCAGAACACAUGUCCCGUGUGUUACGAGCUGAUGGUGCCGCCCCAACACGCACCCGUGAUGCUGUUUCCUUGCGGUCACAGCUUCUGUGGCCGCUGUCUGGAGCAGCACAUCGACCGCAACAAGAAGACGCAGUGCCCCAUCUGCCGCAAGAAGAUCGAGUCCAGGGCCCCCAACUACAGCCUGCAGCAGCUCAUUCAGCAGGUGGUGGCGAAGAAGGAGUCAGCGUCUCGCGGGGCCCCCGCGGCCCUGGGGGGGCCGCUGUCCCCGGGGCCCACGGCUGGCGGCACAGGACGCUGCGAAAUAAAACUCUACUGA